Molecule: messenger RNA, 180 nt
Organism: Papaver somniferum (opium poppy)
Lineage: Eukaryota; Viridiplantae; Streptophyta; Magnoliopsida; Ranunculales; Papaveraceae
Product: arabinogalactan protein 13-like
Exons: 1
Coding region: 1-180 (59 amino acids)
Source: RefSeq, a predicted model, not a curated record
AUGGCAGCAAUUAAAAUGAGAGUUUUCGUUGCAGUAACUGCCUUGGUUAUGGCUGCCUCGACUAUUCAAAAUGCUGCAGCUGCUGAUGCACCUGCACCUAGCCCAACUUCGGAUGCGUUUAUGUUUGUUCCUGCUGUCUUUGCUUCUCUGACAGCAGUUGCCUUUGGCAUUCUUUUCUGA